Messenger RNA from Caenorhabditis remanei, 2118 nucleotides. RefSeq lists its product as uncharacterized. The coding region runs from base 1 to 2118 and encodes 705 amino acids. The transcript is spliced from 5 exons. Gene Ontology annotation, molecular function: protein binding. NCBI's taxonomy places the organism in Eukaryota, Metazoa, Nematoda, Chromadorea, Rhabditida, Rhabditidae. The record is from RefSeq and is a predicted model, not a curated record.
AUGACCCUUCCUCUGUUCAACCUACCAAGCGCUGCUAUUCGUCUCGUUACCCAAAUGAUGACCAGCAGUGAAUUAUACAACCUUUGGUCUCUCUCUAAAAAGACGAAAGAAACCGUGAAACCAUUGUAUCCUAGGAACACACAUGUUCAGCGCAUUUUGAACGAGGAAUUAGUUUCGAUAAAAUGGAUAUGUCAAAUGAGAUAUGUUAUUGAACAUCUCCGGAUACUCUUAGAUCCUGACCUAAUCACAUUCACAAAUUCUCUUGCAAUGGUGACGUCGCCGUUCUCUCUUUUCAACCUACCCGAUAAGGCUAUAAGUCAAGUGAUUCAAUUCAUGAACUAUGAUGAGCUAAUUUUCUUGUCUCUUCUUUCUAAAAGAGCAAAACACAUUGUGGAGUCGUUGAAUGUGAAAAGUACUCUUGUGUCUGUUGUUGUAAACGAAGGGAUUGAUGUUCAUUUAUCAAUUGGCACAAAAGAAUAUUUAAAAUUCGAGUAUUUUAAUGAUGACAAAACUCAUCAUGCACCACCGAAUGGAAUGUGGUUAAAAGUUAACAAUGAUUGUGAGCUAACAGAGUCCUGGAGAAUCAAAGGACUUUGUAUCAAGAAGUGGUUGGAUCAUAUCAAGACCAUCUUCCAUUUUUCGGAAAUCGAUUAUUUCAACUUUGGCGAGGACUCAAUCACAUUUGAUAUCGAUGUGAUCCGUGAUAUAUUCGACAAUUACUCAGGAUUCCGGAAUCCGUUCUUCCCAGAUUGGAACAGUACUCCUUAUUCAAUCAUCUCAUCUGCACCAGGGAUGACAACCCCAUUUCCUCUGAUCAACCUACCAAGAAAUGCUAUUCGUCUUGUUACUCAAAUGAUGACCAGCAAUGAGUUAUUUUUCCUUUGGUCUCUCUCCGAAAAGACAAAGAAAGAAGUGAAGCCAUUGUAUCUGAAGAACACAUAUGUUCAGCGUAUUUCGAGUAAUGAUUUAGUUUUGUUCAAAAUGCUAUUAAAGGGCGAGAAAUUUAAAGAUGAGUUAGACGAAGAGAAACUCACAUUCACGUCUCCUCCUGCGAUGGUGACAUCUCGGUUCUCUCUUUUCAACCUACCCAAUAAGGCUAUACGUCAAGUGAUUAAAUUCAUGGACUUUGAUGAAAUAAUUCUUCUUUCUUUUCUUUCAAAGAGAGCAAAAGAUAUCGCAGCGUCGUUGGAAAUAAAAUGUGAUAUUGUGAUAAUCGAUAUAGGCAGUAGUAUUAAAAUCGAUAUCUCAAUUGACACAAAAUUCACUCUAAACUUGGAGAUUUCUAACAGCCAAACUUCCGAUUCGCCGAAAGCAGCGUUAUUAAUCAGUGAAACUAGAGAAGAAGAAGAUAAAGUAAUCAACUCGUGGAUCAUCAAUGGAUUUAGUGUCAAAAAGUGGUUGAAUCAUAUCAAAUCUAUCUUCCAUUUUUCGGGUGAAAAUUAUCUCAUCUUUUGCGAGGGCUCAGUCGCAUUUGAUAUGAACGACUUCCGUGAUGUAAUCAACAGUCACUCAAAACUCGAACUCGAAGACGAUUGCGGUCCUGAGAGUUAUGUAAUGGAUAUACUAAAAACCUUCCCAACUACAAAACUUGGGCUGAGCAGCAGCUUAUUUGAGAGUGGAAAGCCUCCAUACGAGGUGUUGAUUCAAAACUAUGACCAGCUUUACAUUUGUUCCAGACAUCAAUCCACAAUCACAUUGGAUGAUUUAUUAACUUUGAAUAGUUUAUAUAUUUUUGUAUCUGGAUUGACUAUCACGGAAAAAAAUGUCAAUAGACUCAUCAAACAUUGGAUGAGAGGGUCGAAUCCUCGAAUGGAACAAAUGUAUAUCAGUUUCAACGGUGAUAGAAUCAUUGAUAAAGAUCUAGUUCUAAAGAAACUGAAUUACGUGGAAUUCUCCGCGGAUCAGAAGAGAUAUUUCAAAGAAAAAGAUGAACCGACGUUCACCAUUUUGACAAUUAAAGGAGGCUUUAACAUUUCAAGAUCCGAUGGAACUAAGGCUACUAUUCAAUUUGAAGAGUCUUUCAAGUCCUUACAUAUUUAUGUUUGGCAUCCUCACUGUAUUGCAGAGUUUGAUUAUUCAGAUGAACCACAACCACAUCGUGCACCAUUCUUUAAUUGA